GCUGGGGGACUAUGUUCCAGUUGCAAAUUACUCUUACAGACCAUUCCAGUCAGUUUAUAUAUGUCUAAUUUAAAUUCAGUAAGUACCUCAUCAACUUCAGGUGGAAAUAUUCCUCGGAAAUCUCGGGUAAGUCGAGGGGGUAAAUCUAAUAGUGGAAGUAAUUAUCGUGGUCGAGGUGGGUUUAAAAGAAGGAAUAUUGAAAGUGGAACAAAUCAAGAAGAAGAAGAAGAAGAAUUUGGAGAAGGUGAACAAUGUAUAAUUUGUGCUAAUAAGAUUCAAUAUGCAGCCAUUACUUCAUGUAAUCAUUUAACCUGUCAUAAAUGUACAUUUAGACAACGAAGUUUAUAUGAAAAAACUGUAUGUUUAAUAUGUCGUAGUGAAAAUGAAUGGAUAAUUAUAACUGAAAAUAUUCAUAGUGGAUAUGAUGAUUAUGAUAUAAAUUCAUUAAAGAUAUCCGAUGAGAAAUAUAAUAUUAAAUUUACUCAAGAAUAUGUUAAAUCAGAUACUUUAAAAUUAUUAAGUAAUGAUUGUUCAUUAUGUGAUCAAGUAGAUUUUAAAUCAUUUAAAGAUUUAAUGGAUCAUGUUAAGGAAGAUCAUGGAAAAUAUUAUUGUUUAAUAUGUUCUAAAUAUAAAAAGGCAUUUUUACUGGAAUUAAAACUUUAUACUUAUAAACAAUUACAUAGACAUCAAAGUGAAGGUGAUGAAACUGGAUUUAAAGGUCAUCCUGAAUGUAAACAUUGUUUAGGUAAGAGAUUUUAUUCAGAAGAUGAAUUAAAUAUUCAUAUUAGAGAUAAACAUGAAAGAUGUCAUAUAUGUGAUCAAUAUAAUCCCAAGACUGCUGAUUAUUAUCGAAAUUAUGAUACUUUAUAUCAACAUUUUAAACGAGAUCAUUAUGUUUGUAAUAUUCAAUCUUGUGUUGAAAAAAGGUUUGUUGUUUUCAGAGAAGAUUUGGAUUUAACGGCUCAUAUGUUAAAGGAACAUGGAGGUUUAGCUAAUAAUACUAAAGUUAUAAUUGGAUCAACUAGUACAAGAAGUUAUCAAUCUCAAUUAAGUACAUUUCCAAGAAGAUUGGAACAACAACAUGGUGAAGAAGAAGAAGAUUAUCAAUCACUUGAUAUUAAGAAAAAGAGAUUUGAAGAAAGAGCAAGACAUUAUUUAAAUUAUAAUCAACAAGAGUUUAAUAAAUUUGAACAAUUUAAUAAUUCAUUUAGACAUAGAAAGAUAAAUGCUAAAGAAUUAUUACAAUUUUAUAAAGAAGAAAUAUUUAUUCAUCAAUCUAAUGAAGAAUUAUCAUUAUUAGUUAAGGAAUUUCUGGAAUUCUUCAAAAACCAAAAGGAAUUAUAUGAAAGUUUAGUUACUAUUGAAAAUGAAUUAAACUUCAAACAACCAGAACGUGAACAAUUCCCUGUAUUAGGUGGUACACCAGGUUCUGUAUUUAAUGCAAAUUCUUGGGUUAAUGGAUCUAAUGGAGGCAAUAGUCGUUCACAAUCACCUGGAAUUGCAUCAUCUGGGAAAGAAGCCUUUCCAGCAUUAAGUAAACCUCAACGUAAACCAGUAGUUAAUCCAUCUAAUCAACCAAUUAGGUAUACUACUGUAAUAAAAAAGACACCAGUAUUGGCACCUAAAGUUAAAUCUUCAACUAAUAUUAAUUACAUACCUAAUUAUUUAAAUAAUACCACAUCAUCAGGUUCAUCUGGAGUUGGUUCUUCAUCAGCACCAGUAUCAGAAUCAUCAUCAAAUCUCCUGUCAAGUUCAAGAAAUGGAUCAAAGGCAAAAUUACAUGAUGAUAGCAAAUUCCCUACUCUAGAAAAGAAGACCACAAAGAAAAUAAUUCCACGAGUUAAUCCAGUUCAAAUUGCUGAUCCUUCAAAUUGGGGAAAACCUCCAUCAGCUUCAUCAUCAACUACAUCACUUAAUUCUGAUGAUUCAUUAGAUUUUGGUGUUGGAAUUGUAAUUACCGAUAAAAGAAAACAAAAAUUAAAGAAGAAACAGGACAAAUUACUCUUUAACAUAUAAAAAUAAUUGCAAUCUACAAGUUUUUUGAUACAAAUAUAGAUAUAUAGAAAAUAACAAUAUAUGUAAAGGAAGUAGAUGCAAAAAAAUACGGAAUUGUAAAAUUUAAAUUUUAAUCUUUUUAGGCGGCCGUUACAUUAGCUAACCUCAAUUUAACCAAACAUUUUAGUCUGACCAUUUUUGAUUGCUGUUUGCAUGUUAGCUUAUUUUUACUGUAAAUACAGCACAUGCUUUGUAGAUGGUUCAUCUGCAAUGUAAAAACCACACGACAUUUUCUCUACUUGCGCUA
This is a messenger RNA of Scheffersomyces amazonensis, 2302 nucleotides long. RefSeq names its product E3 ubiquitin-protein ligase. Gene Ontology annotation, biological process: protein ubiquitination; rescue of stalled cytosolic ribosome. The coding region runs from base 61 to 2016 and encodes 651 amino acids. Lineage: Eukaryota; Fungi; Ascomycota; Pichiomycetes; Serinales; Debaryomycetaceae. The transcript has a single exon. The record is from RefSeq and is a predicted model, not a curated record. Gene Ontology annotation, molecular function: ribosome binding; ubiquitin protein ligase activity.